AUGGCUUGGGUCUCAUGGUCAACAAUGACAAAACAUGCGUCCGAAGGGCUGGGGUUCCGUGAUGUCCAAUGUUACAACGAUGUGUUCCUGGCUAAGCUGAGCUGGAGAGUCAUAAAUCACCCACAGAGCCUCAUGUGUCGAAUCCUACUUGGCAAGUAUUGCUCCACUGAGAGCUUUUUGAAGGUGGAGAACAGAACAAACGAAUCACAUGGCUGGCGUGGAGUCCUUAUAGGACGUGACCUGAUCAGAGCUAACACUGGCUGGACAGUGAGAGAUGGAAAGUCAAUAGAAGUGUGGAACGAGGCAUGGCUGGACAACACGAAUCAGCUGCGGCCUACUGGACCUGCCCCUGAGCAUCUUACGCAACUGAAGGUUUCAGAACUGAUUGAUCCAAACAGCCAGGAUUGGGACAGAGAAAAGAUCCAAUCCAUCAUCCCACUGUAUGAGGAGCUGGUCCUAAGAAUCAAACUGAGCAAGACAGGGGCCGUGGAUAAACUUAGUUGGCUCAAAACCAAAUCAGGUGAUUACACUACUAAAUCUGGCUACUGGACGGCCUAUGAGAUGACGAGAAGGGAUGAAGAACAACACCACCAAACGGAUUUUGAUUGGAACAAGGGAGUGUGGAAAUUAAAUGUGGCGCCGAAGAUCAAACUCUUCCUCUGGAAGACGUUCCAAGGAGCAUUACCGGUCGGAGAAAGAUUAAUAUCAAGGAACAUAGUUGGCGAUACUAAAUGUACGAGGUGCGGCCUCACUGAAUCUAUCCAUCAUCUACUUUUUCAAUGUGAGUUUGCUCAAAGGGUAUGGGCUUUGGCUCCUACUAACCCAACCGUUGAGGGUAGCGGAUUGAUAGACUUUCCUGUGAAUUGGACGAACCUGAUGGGACUGACUUGCCUCCCCCCGAUCGGUCUCUCAUCCGAUGUGCUCAUCCCAUGGCUAUUAUCACUCUGGAUCUCACACAACAAUCUCUUGUUCAACAAGAAAACUGCUUCCCCAGAGGAUAUUAUUUCAAGAGCCGUAGCCUCUGUUAGGGAAUGGUUAAAUGCCCAGGAACCAGCAGAACUAUCUCCUCGAAGCAGACCUAUAGUCGAGAGACCAAUUGAAAACUGCCACAGAUUACAAUCAGAUGCAGCUUGGAGAGAAGAUUAUGGCAUUGCAGGCCUCGGUUGGACCAUCAAGAAGAAUACAGAGCGAGCCUCCUUUGGCUCUCACUGUCAUUUUGUGGCGUCUCCUAUGGUUGCUGAAGCUCUAGCGCUACGUGAAGCGAUCUUCAAAUGCAAAGAGUUGGAGAUCCAACGACUCAAGACAGAUUCGAUACAUCUAGUCAAAGCUAUUACAUCAAAGAAGCCGCCUCCAGAUAUCUAUUGCAUUGUGUUUGAUAGUAUUAGCUUAAUUUCUGAGUUUGAGUUGAUUCAGUUCAAGUGGAUCCCUCGGGAAUAA
Molecule: messenger RNA, 1437 nt
Organism: Brassica oleracea var. oleracea
Lineage: Eukaryota; Viridiplantae; Streptophyta; Magnoliopsida; Brassicales; Brassicaceae
Exons: 1
Coding region: 1-1437 (478 amino acids)
Molecular function (GO): RNA-DNA hybrid ribonuclease activity; nucleic acid binding
Source: RefSeq, a predicted model, not a curated record